CAAGUGCUUGUAGUCUGGAUCAUCAACAACACCCGCCCCCAGCAUGACAUCUCUCCCUACUGUAUCCAUCGACAUUGAUUAUGGGAAUGAAAAAGGAAUCAUUGGAAGCUUUAUCAGUGGCUUCGCGUCUCAAGAAGACAUUGCGUCGGACAUGGCGAACAUGGACUUGGAAAGUGAUUCUCAACGCGUAUCUCCGCGCACACACCAAAAGUAUCUGAGACAAAUGCAAAACAUAGCAAAUCGUGAACAAUCCUUACUGGCAAUUGAAUUAGAGGAUAUUGCCCAGCACGAAGGAUCUGUCUCCGGUCUUGUGCAGCGAAUACUACACAAUACCCGGAGAUAUGUUCAUCUUUUUUAUGAAACCCUAGACAGUCUGAUGCCUGCACCAACAAAGGAUAUAUCGCAGGAGGAUGACGUUCUUGACGUGAUAGUACAUCAGCGGAGGGAGAAGAAUAUCGAGAAUGAUAGCAACGAUGCAGAUAUUUUCCCUCCACAACUAAUGCGGCGAUACAAUCUCUAUUUCGUUCCGUUGCACUCUGAUACACCACUGUCCGUUCGUCGGAUUCGAGGCAGUCAGAUUGGGCGUCUUCUCACUGUUCGGGGGAUGAUUACUCGGGUCUCCGAAGUAAAGCCACUGCUUCAAGUCAACGCAUACACCUGCGAGAGUUGUGGUUCCGAAAUUUUUCAAGAUAUCAUCAACAAACAAUUUACUCCUUUGAUUGACUGUAUCAGUCAAAUCUGUCUCGCGAAUGGAACCAAAGGCACCUUGAACAUGCAAACGAGGGCGAGCAAAUUCAGCCCAUUUCAGGAAGCAAGGCUUCAAGAACUUACGGAUCAAGUGCCCAUGGGACACAUUCCCCGUAGUAUGGGAAUCCAUUUGUACGGAGAUCUGACUCGCCAGAUCAGUCCUGGGGAUAUCGUACAUCUUGGGGGGAUUUUUCUACCAUCUCCCUAUACCGGAUUUCAGGCGCUUCGUGCAGGUUUACUCACCGACACUUACCUUGAGUGUCAUGCAAUCACUCAAGAUAAGAAGCAAUACUCUCGAUACGAGUUAUCAGCCGGGGAUGAACAAAAGAUCGCUGCUCUUCACGGGGACUCUAACCUUUACUCUCGACUGGCGAAUAGUAUUGCCCCUGAAAUCUAUGGCCACGAAGAUGUUAAAAAGGCGCUCCUUUUACUGCUCGUUGGAGGGGUUACCAAGAUGAUGGAUGAUGGCAUGAAGAUCCGCGGUGACAUUAAUGUCUGCUUGAUGGGUGAUCCGGGUGUUGCCAAAUCUCAGCUUCUCAAAUAUAUCUCCAAAGUGGCUCCUCGUGGGGUAUAUACAACUGGGAAGGGUUCAUCAGGGGUAGGAUUGACGGCGGCCGUUAUGCGCGAUCCUGUGACAGAUGAAAUGGUUCUAGAGGGUGGUGCUCUGGUCCUCGCUGAUAAUGGUAUUUGCUGCAUUGACGAAUUUGAUAAAAUGGACGAGACAGAUCGAACUGCUAUACAUGAAGUCAUGGAGCAACAAACCAUCUCUAUCUCGAAAGCCGGCAUUUCUACUACGCUGAAUGCUCGUACGUCGGUUCUUGCGGCAGCAAACCCUGCGUAUGGGCGCUACAAUCCUAAGAUUUCUCCUGUGGAGAAUAUCAAUCUUCCUGCGGCAUUGUUGUCGCGGUUUGAUGUCAUGUUCUUGAUCCUCGACAAACCCAAUCGGGACGACGAUGAGCGGCUGGCCUCACACGUAACCUAUGUGCAUAUGCACGGACACCAUCCACCUCUUGAGUACGAUCCGAUUGACCCACAACUUAUGCGACAAUACAUUGCGCUGGCGCGGAAAGUCCGACCCACCGUUCCUCAACACAUUUCGGCAUACGUCGUGGAGGAGUACGUGCGUUUGCGUAAAGAUCAUAAAGAUCAAGAAUUAGCGAGGAAGUCACAUACCUACACGUCCGCACGCACCUUGUUAGGCAUCCUCCGGUUAGCGCAAGCACUUGCCCGAUUGCAAUUUUCACCAACCGUUAAUCGAGAGGAUGUGGAUGAGGCCAUACGGCUGAUGGAGAAAAGUAAAGAGAGCCUAGAGGAAGAUAACGAGCUUGGCGAUCGUGAGGCUGAUCGGACAGGCACGUCAAAAAUUUACAGACUAAUAAAAGAUAUGAUCCCGCGGGAGAGAGGCCCAUGGACCUCCUCAAACAAACUUGGCAGAGGUCCUGAUGGAAAUUCCGAUGGAGAGGACGACGACUUCGAAUUAUCCAUCGUUGAUAUUCGUUCCAGAAUUUUAGCUGCAGGAUUCACUGAGACUGAACUCAUGGAUACGAUCCAAGAGUAUGAGUUUCUGGAUGUUUGGACUCGGACUACCAACGGUUCAAAACUUCGGUUCUCUCGCUGAGGCGAAUAUGUAAUAGCUUGUAUAACCCGUAUUAAUUGUACAUAGAUUGGGGAUGUCUCGUAUUCAACCAAGGCCCUUUUCAUCACAGCCC
Molecule: messenger RNA, 2456 nt
Organism: Cantharellus anzutake
Lineage: Eukaryota; Fungi; Basidiomycota; Agaricomycetes; Cantharellales; Hydnaceae
Product: DNA replication licensing factor MCM7
Exons: 8
Coding region: 44-2365 (773 amino acids)
Biological process (GO): double-strand break repair via break-induced replication; DNA strand elongation involved in DNA replication; DNA replication initiation
Cellular component (GO): nucleus; MCM complex
Molecular function (GO): ATP hydrolysis activity; single-stranded DNA binding; single-stranded DNA helicase activity
Source: RefSeq, a predicted model, not a curated record